Molecule: messenger RNA, 666 nt
Organism: Culex pipiens pallens (northern house mosquito)
Lineage: Eukaryota; Metazoa; Arthropoda; Insecta; Diptera; Culicidae
Product: 40S ribosomal protein S14-like
Exons: 1
Coding region: 121-438 (105 amino acids)
Biological process (GO): maturation of SSU-rRNA from tricistronic rRNA transcript (SSU-rRNA, 5.8S rRNA, LSU-rRNA); translation; ribosomal small subunit assembly
Cellular component (GO): ribosome; cytosolic small ribosomal subunit
Molecular function (GO): structural constituent of ribosome; small ribosomal subunit rRNA binding; mRNA 5'-UTR binding
Source: RefSeq, a predicted model, not a curated record
ACGGUUCAGCGUCUAUAAAAAUGUGAGUCAAUUAUACUUAGUUUAACUGGGCUUAGUAUUAAACUAUUCUUUUUUCCAGAACAUCUCCUUAUCGUCGCAAGAUACAAUUUUCUAGUUACGAUGGCUUCCUGCAAAAACAAAACUAGAAAGGAGGAGUUUUCGCUCUACGCCAGCUUCAACGACACUUUCGUCCACGUCACGGAUCUUUCGGGCAAAGAAACAACCUCGCGCGUCACCGGCAACAUGAACGCCAAGGCCGAUCGUGACGAGGCCUCGCCCUACGCCGCUUUGUUGGCUGCUCAGGACGUCGCCGAUAAGUGCAAGUUGCUCGGAAUCACGCUGCGUGCCACCGGCGGAAACCGCACCAAGACCCCGGGACCGGGUGCUCAGUCGACGCACCGUGCUCUGUCCUGUUCGUCAAAGAAUUUUGUGAUUUAGUGCUAUUAGUAUAAACAUAAAUAAAUGCUCUGUUUUAAUCUGGCAAGUGUUUCAGUUUUUCCUGAAGUUGUUCCUCAAGGAAGACUUAGUCGGCAAAAAUCAUCUGAAUAAACAUAUUUCAGGACGGACGAGACGGUUGGCGCAGGGCAUCCAGGUGAAACAUCUCAGUACACGCAGUUUAGAAUUUCGAAAGCAAAGCAACACAGCAAAAAUACAAGCAAACUUUCA